This is a messenger RNA of Anopheles moucheti, 901 nucleotides long. RefSeq names its product dromyosuppressin (gene Ms). The record is from RefSeq and is a predicted model, not a curated record. The transcript has 3 exons. NCBI's taxonomy places the organism in Eukaryota, Metazoa, Arthropoda, Insecta, Diptera, Culicidae. The coding region runs from base 70 to 393 and encodes 107 amino acids.
UAGUGAACGAUUCAGUGAUAGUUUGUGGUGAAGUGUGUCUGCUGUUGGAAACAUUUUGUGGAUUUAAACAUGGCCAGCCAACAGAUUUCCUCACUAAAAGCGGUCACGUGCAUCGUGCUGUUGCUUGCGAUAGUAUGCGGCCUGGUCGCAGGCUCCGCCAUGCCGCCAUUGUGCGAGAAUAGACUGAUCGAUGAGCUUCCGCCCAAGUUCCGGAAAGUGUGUGCCGCGCUAGAGAACUCGAACCAAUUCGCGGAAGCGCUGAACGCAUACAUACGGAAGGAGGCAGCUGGUAAUGCCUUUCUUUAUCUAGAUGACGAUAUGCUGGUACCGGGACAGAAUGGCAAACGGACGGAUGUGGAUCACGUGUUUCUGAGGUUCGGCAGAAGACGCUAAAUCGGAACCGCCCACCGGUGUGUCCUUUCGGCGCCUGCAUCCGAUUGCAUUCAACAACAUCCAGUGGACUAUGACACACGCGCGCGCACAAGUGAACAGUUUCGGUUGAUCGGUAGCAUCGUGUAAAGUGUAGCGAUCUUAAAUACUUGAAUAAGGCUAUUGAGAAUUCAUGGAAAUCUUAUUCUAUGCAGCUAUGGGCAAGGUGUCAGUCAAACAAUUAUUUUACGUUUCGUAUCCGUAGUUUGCACAAUUCGAACUGAACUCUCCAUUCCCAGACAGUGGUGCGGUCAUUAUGUAAUAUAAACCAGUAUUAAACAUCUAGUCCUAGAUCAGUCUAAAGAGAGUGUGUGUGGUGAAGCUGCACAGAGCAACAGACGUAGUCUUAUGCAUUCUUACAGUGGCUGUACAACAGGUAGGAAACCACUAAGAAUUCCAUAACUAAAAACUAAAAAACCCUUAUUGUAUUGUGUACCAUCAACGAAAAAUAAAAUUGAAAUAUUUUAUGAAA